Messenger RNA from Thunnus maccoyii (southern bluefin tuna), 3579 nucleotides. RefSeq names its product stress-induced phosphoprotein 1 (gene stip1). The transcript has 14 exons. Lineage: Eukaryota; Metazoa; Chordata; Actinopteri; Scombriformes; Scombridae. The record is from RefSeq and is a predicted model, not a curated record. Gene Ontology annotation, molecular function: Hsp90 protein binding. The coding region runs from base 100 to 1728 and encodes 542 amino acids.
GAUUACGGGGUUUCUUCCUCCCAAACUGGCAACCUGCAUGUUGUUCAGGGGGAGGCGCUCGUCCGUAGUAGCUUCUGGAAGGAACCUCAUGCUUGCACCAUGGAGAAAGUUUCAGCAUUAAAAGACCAGGGCAACAAGGCGCUGAGUGCAGGAAAUAUCGAUGAGGCCGUACGUUGCUACACUGAAGCGUUGGCCCUCGACCCUUCAAACCACGUCCUGUUCAGUAACCGCUCAGCUGCCUACGCCAAAAAAGGCAACUACGAGAAUGCUCUCCAGGAUGCCUGUCAGACCAUCAAGAUCAAGCCUGACUGGGGCAAGGGCUACUCCCGUAAAGCUGCAGCGUUGGAAUUUCUCGGCCGAUUGGAGGAUGCGAAAGCAACUUACCAAGAGGGAAUACGGCAAGAGCCAAGUAAUCAGCAACUAAAGGAGGGUUUACAGAACAUCGAGGCCCGGCUUGCAGAAAAAUCAAUGAUGAACCCCUUCGCCAUGCCCAACUUGUAUCAGAAGCUGGAGAAUGAUCCUCGGACCCGUGAGCUCCUGUCAGAUCCGAGCUACAGAGAACUGCUGGAGCAGCUCAGGAACAAACCAUCAGAGCUCGGCACGAAGCUGCAGGAUCCCAGAGUGAUGACCACACUCUCUGUGCUGCUGGGGCUGAACCUUUCAGAGAUGGAGGAGGAAGAGGAGCCCACACCCCCUCCUCCCCCCAAACCCAAAGAGACUCAACCACCUCCUCCCAAAGAGGAAGACCUUCCCGAGAACAAGAGAAAGGCCUUGAAGGAAAAAGAACUUGGGAAUGCUGCAUAUAAGAAUAAGGAGUUUGAAAAAGCGCUGAAACAUUAUGAAGAAGCAAUCAAACAUGACCCUACCAACAUGACCUAUAUUUCUAAUCAAGCAGCUGUGUACUUUGAGAAGGGAGAUUUUGAGAAGUGCCGGGAGCUGUGUGAAAAGGCCAUUGACGUUGGCAGAGAGAACCGAGAAGACUACAGACAAAUUGCAAAGGCCUUGGCCAGGAUUGGCAAUUCAUACUUCAAGCAGGAAAAAUACAAAGAAGCAAUUCAGUAUUUCAACAAAAGCUUGACAGAGCAUCGCACUCCAGACGUCUUGAAGAAGUGUCAACAGGCUGAGAAGAUACUGAAGGAGCAGGAGAAACUAGCCUACAUCGACCCUAAAUUAGCCCUGGAGGAGAAGAAUAAGGGCAACGACGCCUUCCAGAAAGGAGACUACCCCUUAGCCAUGAAACAUUACAGCGAGGCCAUCAAGAGAAACCCCAAUGAUGCCAAACUCUUCAGUAACAGAGCUGCCUGCUACACAAAGCUGUUGGAGUUUCAACUUGCCCUGAAGGAUUGUGAAGAGUGCAUCAAACUUGAGCCCACCUUCAUUAAAGGCUACACACGUAAAGGAGCUGCUUUGGAGGCCAUGAAAGAUUUUUCAAAAGCCAUGGAUGCAUACCAGAAGGCUUUGGAGCUCGACUCUUCCUCAAAGGAAGCCACAGAAGGCAUGCAGCGCUGUAUGGUCAGUCAGGCCAUGAGGAACGACAGCCCUGAGGAAGUGAAGAAAAGGGCCAUGGCUGAUCCUGAGGUGCAGCAGAUUAUGUCUGACCCAGCCAUGCGCAUGAUCCUGGAGCAAAUGCAGAAGGACCCUCAGGCGCUCAGCGACCACUUAAAGAAUCCAGUUAUUGCUCAGAAGAUUCAGAAACUCAUUGAUGUUGGACUGAUAGCCAUUCGCUGAUGAGAGACAAGAGCCAGAUGUGUGAAGAAACUCCCAAGACCAGAGUGGAACAAAAUGCAAAUCCCUCCAAUAUAUUACAUCCUCUCUUUACAUGCCUUCAAAUUCAAAAUGAUAUGUCCUUAGUCUCACUGAGACUUUGUGUGUAUGUUUUUUGUUUUUAUUUUUAAAUCAGUUUCACUACUUUUACAUUGUAUUUAAGAAGGCAUCUUGUAUGUCAUCUAGACAACUCCAGGACUCCGACUCCAACUUCUUCUGGAAAAAAAAAAAAGAAUUCAUGUGUACAGAUGCUUAAAUACAUCUUAAAAUAAACAUCACGAUACAGUACACCAGCACGAUCAGUGUUUAAAGGGGAAAUCCACCCUAAAGCAGUUCACAUAUUCCUAUUAGUUCAUGGAAGUGUUUGAAGGAAACGAAACAAAAUAGAAGAAUUUCUACACACAAAACAAGAUUGUAAUGUAGAUCACAAAUUGAAAUUCUCAGCAUUGGUUACUUUUCUUGGCUCCUUUGUCCUCUUCAAGGCUCGACUAAACAUGUGGCUGUGAAGUUGAGGAGUCUAGUUUUCCUCUGUGCCUCUUUGAGUCACCUCCCACACCUCAGGUGCAAAGCUGAGUCUGUCCCGUCUACUUGCCACUUACAUGCAGGUUCUGGAUCUUGUAAGCAGGUUGGAUAUUAUUUUUGUACAUAUCCAAAAGAUUUGAUAUUAGUUUUCAAGCAUUGCUGUCUUUGGCUUAAUGAUGGUAUGUUAUUGGUGUACUGUUAAUAUCAGCAAAGGGAUGGACACUUUUCUUGAGCUUUACCUCUGUCAGUUGAUUGUGGUGGAUAGAUGGAGCUUGACAAAUUGUAAUGGGGACUAGCAAAUACUAAUUGCCUUGGACCCAAGGGCUAAUUUUGCCAUGAUAAGACGUAAGAGUGAUCCUUAAUGGUUUAUUAAAUAAGUUCAUGUAUCAAUUGAAGCAACCAUGUUAUUGUUUCUAUGUUAAAAAUGAAAAUCUUGGAGGUAAAGCUCUGUGCCAGUUGAAGUAUCAGUAAGGCUGUCAGUCAACGUCACAGGAAUACUGUGGAAAAUGCCAAAGCAUGAGGAGUUGACACAGGCAACAGGAGGUGUGUUAAUUCAAGUCCAAAUAGAUACUUUUGGCUAGCCCCAAAUUUUAGUUUCCUGAGCCUGAAACUAGAGGGCUGCACAACAAAAUGUGGCGAUUUACCUGGUAUGAAUAUUUCAAGAAAAAUGGGAAUAAUGUGACAAAGGGUGGAUUUACCUUUCUAAGACAGCAACUACUGGUUGAGUAAAUGGGGAUAAUCUCACUUCAUAUGCAUCUUUAAUGUUUGUCGGAUGAAGUCCCAGUGCUACCCUGUCACUAAUGUGUUUUUCACCCAGCAAGGAAAUUGUUUAGGUAAAUGGUGCCAGCCUUUUCUGAUUGAAAUUGUAAUACCUAUCAUUUGUUGGCUUCACACAUGCUGGUGGUAUUUGUCCUUCUACAGCGGCAGACUACUCAGCCUCUGUUUUCAGAGAGGAAAUACAUAUGUGUUAAUAUUGCUAUCGACCAUUAUGCCACACGUGGCUUCAGAUACCUCAAAGUCACAACAUUGUCAUAAUAUCUCUGCAAUGAUCUCCAUGAGGGACUCAAAUAUGUCAGAAAAGAAUUUUAACACCUUUUGUUUCCACAGUAGAAUUGCUCCAACGGGAUUUCUCUAUUCCUUGUGGCACACAGCACAGCAGAAAUGCCCCAUUGUAAUCAAAAACUAUAUACAACAAAUGUGGAUCUGUCACAUGAUGUAAAAGAAACUGUCCCAAGAAGUGUAAUGUACUGAUGGAAAUCAGUUUUACUGUGGAAUAUACAAUAUCUGAAUGUA